UUCGGGCAGGGAAAAUGUUAAAAACGCCGGGUGAAUGUGCUGCUGUUUAUCUUUUUAUUUACAGCCAUAUCUCGGCAAAAUUCUAUCCAUUUUGUUUAUUCCAUCGGCUGUUUUCUCAUAUAUCGUUUUUAUUUCCACAUUUCCUUCCAUUAAACAAUUCUUUAACAUCUGUGUGUAAUGUAUAUGGGAAAGGAGCAAAUGGGCGGGGAGGAAUCUCUCAGACUUGGGAGAUUGGAGGCAAUAAACAAUAGAAUUUGUGGCGGUGACUGAUAGCAUUUGUGCUCCUUAUAAAAUGAGCCUGUGUUUGUCCCAGCUCAUCAGUUUUCACUUUUCAUUCAAUCAACAAGCCUACUUACUCUCUUAAUAAACAACAAAAAAAUGAGCCGUAAAAUCUUUUUUGCCGCCAUCUUGGCUAUUAUUGCUUUUUCGGCAAAUGGAGCCAGCAACCUCCCAGCUUUGGAUAUGGCUUCGAUUCCUGAUGAAUACAAGGAUUUGGUCCCACCUGAGGUUACAACUUUCUACAACGAAUUGACCGAGGACGACAAGAAAAUCUUGAAAGAAGUCGCCGAAAAGCACAGCGAAUAUGCAACUGAUGAAGAUGCGUUGAACGCUUUGAAGGAGAAGAGCGAGAAGCUUUACACAAAGGCAAACGAGCUUCGCAACUUGGUCAAGGACAGAAUUGGCAAACUCAACCCUGAGGCAAAGACAUUCGUCGACACCAUAAUCGAAAAACUCAAAGCUCUUCGCCCCAAGAAGGAUGAGAAGCCAAACCUCACUGAACUCCGAAAGGAAGCCAACGAAAUUGUUGAGAAAUUCAAGGCUUUGUCUGAUGAAGCAAAGGAAUCUCUAAAAACCAACUUCCCCAAGAUCACCGGCGUUAUUCAAAACGAAAAGUUCCAGAAAUUGGCUCAAAGCUUGUUGAAACCAGAAGGCGCCGCUGCACCAGCCUAA
Molecule: messenger RNA, 951 nt
Organism: Meloidogyne enterolobii
Lineage: Eukaryota; Metazoa; Nematoda; Chromadorea; Rhabditida; Meloidogynidae
Source: the annotation of a GenBank genome assembly